Molecule: messenger RNA, 588 nt
Organism: Plasmodium gallinaceum
Lineage: Eukaryota; Apicomplexa; Aconoidasida; Haemosporida; Plasmodiidae
Product: proteasome subunit beta type-2, putative
Exons: 2
Coding region: 1-588 (195 amino acids)
Biological process (GO): proteasomal protein catabolic process
Cellular component (GO): nucleus; cytosol; proteasome core complex
Molecular function (GO): peptidase activity
Source: RefSeq, a predicted model, not a curated record
AUGGAUACGUUAAUUGGUUUAAAAGGAAAAAAUUUUGUUAUAUUAGCAGCAGACACAUAUAGUAUCAAUUCAAUUGUUAAAUUAAAAAAUGAUGAUAAAACAAAAUUUUAUGACAUAAAUGGGAAUAAGUGUUUAUUAUUAGGAGGUUCUAUUGGAGAUAGAAUUCAAUUUGGUGAAUUUAUUAGAAAAAAUGUUCAUUUAUAUCAAUUUCAGAAUUCGACUGAUUUAUUUGUUAAAUCCUUUGCUUAUUUUACCAGAAGAAAUUUAGCUUACUAUUUAAGGAGAAACCCAUAUGAAGUUAAUUGCUUAAUAGCUGGAUAUGAUAAUAAAGAUGGAUAUCAAUUAUAUUGGUGUGACUAUUUAAGUAAUAUGGAUGCUGUAAAUAAAGGGGCACAUGGUUAUGGUGCUUAUUUAGUUAAUGCAAUUUUAGAUAAAUAUUAUCACGAAAAUAUAAAUUUAGAAGAAGCUUUAGCUAUUUUUCAAAAAUGUUUUGAAGAAUUAAAACAAAGAUUCCUUUUAACUCAAAUUAACUAUGAAUUACGAAUUAUGUCUGAUAAUAAGAUACAAAAGCAGUAUGUCACAAUUUAA